GUCUCCCCUGUCACGUGAUCAGUCAGCUGGUCUUCAGCACAUCCGCCUGACCCGCUUCUGUUUACAAACCAGCAGAUAGUCGGACAGAGCAGAAUGAGGAGCCCUGCGUGAUCCGAACAGGUACCCAAAACACACCGAGAGCCAACAGCGACUAGUCCUCUUUUUCUUCUGAAUCGUGGCUGAGGAGAAUCACAAGACUGUGACACUCUGGUUGGGUCGCGGUCAUGCAGCACCCAAAUUUUGAGACCCGCCACCCUCUACAGACGGACGAGCAGGAGACGGGUCUAGAUCCGCUCAAUAAUUUCAACAAGAACCGCAAUAGAGGAUCUCUUGACAGCAGCACUUACUCACAGCCUCAGUCAACCUUCCUCUCAUACAGGAAAGAAUGGGACGACUUGUUCCUCAACAGUAAUUACCUGGCCCGGAUCCGGCAGGCAGGCAUCAACGGUCGGCUGAGGAGCAGCCGCUUUCGGAGCGUAUGCUGGAAGCUGUAUCUGGAGGCUCUUCCAGAAGACAAGGGUCAGUGGAUCAACAAGACCAAGGAGCUGCGAGGCCAGUAUGAGAAGAUCAAAGAAACGCACAUCACUAAUCCUCGCAAGGCUGCAGGCCAGCAAGACCUGGGGGUCAACAACCCACUGUCCCAAGAUGAAGGGAGCCUGUGGAACAAGUUCUUCCAAGAUAAAGAGCUGAAGGGGAUGAUCAAACAGGAUGUGUUGAGAACGUUCCCUGAGAUUCGUUAUUUCCAGGACGAGGAUGUGAGGACCAAGCUGACGGACAUCCUCUUCUGCUAUGCCAGAGAAAACGAACAGUUACUGUAUAAACAGGGGAUGCACGAACUGCUGGCUCCCAUAGUGUUCGUGCUGCACUGUGACCAUCAAGCCUUCCAGCAUGCCAGCGAGACGGCUAGCCCCAGUGAAGAGAUGAAGUGUUUGUUGAACCCAGAGUUCCUCGAGCAUGAUGCUUAUGCUCUGUUCUCGCAGCUGAUGGAGACAGCAGAGCCGUGGUUCUCCAGCUACGAGAGGGAAGUGAGGAAGGGUAAGGAAGAGAUGCUGACCAGCAUCCCGUUUGCCCGGCCCCAGGACUCCGGACCUUCUGUUGCCAUAGUGACCAAAGUCAACCGCAUCCAGGACCAGCUGGUGAAGAAGCACGACGUUGAGCUGCACAUGCACGUCAACAGACUGGAGAUCGCCCCGCAAAUCUACGGCAUCCGGUGGGUGCGCCUGCUGUUCGGUCGCGAGUUUCCGCUCCAGGACCUGCUGGUGGUGUGGGACGCGCUGUUUGCUGACAGCAUCACUCUGGACCUGGUGGACUACAUCUUUGUGGCCAUGCUGCUCUACAUCCGAGACGCCCUGAUUGCCAGUAACUUCCAGACUUGCCUGGGCCUGCUCAUGCACUACCCCCCAUUAGGAGACAUCAACUCUCUACUGCAGAAGGCUCUUUUCCUCCGAGACCCCAAAAAUAAUCCACGACCUGUUAACUACCAGUUUCAACAAAACCUGGAUUACUACAAAACAAGGGGAGCUGAUCUGAUGAACAAAACACGCACCGGCUCCAGUGCAAAGACGGCCCCCCUCAACAUCAACAAAGUCUCCAGCAGCCUGCUCAGCUUCGGCAGGAAGCUCAUCGCUCCGGCCAUAUCCAGCAGUGGUGUCUCACCAAUUAACAGCGAGGUACACUCCACCUCCUCCUCCGCUUCAUCGACUUCCCCCUUGGCGGUGCCGGCGCCCACCCUGCCUCACCCGCUCGCUGAGCCCCCAUCAGGCCACGCCCCUCCACAGCCCCAGGGUCACGCCCAGAAUCAGCACUACCGCCUGCUCAAGUCCGAGAGCAUGCCGGUCCACCUCAGCAAAGAUGUAGUUUCAGGUGGAGUGUCUCAGGGCUCUAAUCCAGCGCAGACUCACACUGACACACAAGGCCAAAGCUCGCGGACAGUCAGCUCCUCACCCAGCAUAGAAAGCCUCACGGGAGGGCGGGGUCAGUCCACCGCCUCCCCGCCUCUGCCCCCCUCCAGAGGGAGUGAUGGCAGCACAUCAUCUCCGCCCCUCUCCGCCACCAAGAAAGAGUCCUUCUUCAACAUCACUCGCUCUCGCUCCCACAGCAAGACCAUGGGCAAGAAGGAGACGGAGGAGGACCUGGAAGCCCAGGUAUCAUUCCUGCAGGGUCAGAUCAACGACCUCGAAGCCAUGAGCAAAUACUGUGCCAAGAUGAUGAACACUCACAUCUUUAAAAUCCAGGAAGUGAUUCUCCAAGAGAACCUGGAGAAAGAAGAUGAGGUCUUAGUGUCUCUGGCUGGACUCAAACAGAUCAAAGACAUCCUCAAGGGGGCGCUGCGCUUCAACCAAAGCCAGCUGGAAGCCGAGGAGAACGAGGAGAUCACCAUCGCUGAUGAUCACUACACCUCCACGGCAGCGGCCGCUGAGACUGCUCUGAGUGUCAACCAUGACCUCAGUGACCAACAACAAGAAGGACACAGCAGGCGGGAGCGGGACUCUGAUCUGGAUGGGAGCGUGAGCACAGAUGAGAGGGAGGAAGAGGAGCAGGCCAUGACUCCACCUGAUCAACAGGUUGCGUCCUCUCUUGGCUCGGAGGGUAAGAACUGGGACGACUACAUCCUCGUGUCUCAGGAUGAGGACCUGCAGGCGGCUGACGAGGGAGGGAGAGAGGGAGCUGGAAGAGCUGCUGCCGAGCGCACUCCUCCGAUUGGACGAGGGCGCGGCAUGGUGCGACUGGAGCCCGAGGGCGCCGCAGGGACUUUCCACGACCCCCUCAUGGCUGGCCCCAACUCAGGCUCUUCUAGCCCAGACGAGGGCUCCACCCACAGCAAAGACUCUGACUUCACUAUCGUGAACCCCAACGAUCUUUGAGCACGCAAAUCCCCGGCUCCUCCUCCUCCUCUUAUACCCGUUUAAUUUCCACUGAGAGGAUGUGAUCCAAAAAAACUGACUGAGGAUCAGAAGGUGGAGUCUGCGGAGCUGCGUCAGCUAAAAAAUUGCACAUAUGGACUGUGACACUUGAGUCACACGCUUACAAUACUCUGUCUCUUUACUUGUCAUCUGUCUGAGCUGAUGCUGUAUGCUUUCUCAUCUAAUGCCUGUCUCCUCAUCAUGUCAUCUUCUGUCACGUUAUAUUUAACUGUAGCACCCUGCUCCGCAGAUAGAGGGCGCCAUUGAACUUCUUACCCCCUCACUACAUGAUUACUCUAACAUGAGUUGGACCUCAAAAUGCAUUCUUCACAGCGGAGGACUCUCCUCCUGAGCUUACUGUAAAAUUAAGAGAGUGAUGCUCCGUUUGUUCUGAAUGUGGAGAUGUCGCCGUACCUCUACUUACGUUAUUGAGUCUGUAUGUAUGGGUCCUCGCAGAGGACAUUUUCUGCUCUAAUACUUCAAGGAAAGCUGUCUGCUUCCUUCCCCUCCUGAACCAGUGCCUCUGACCAUUAUCCUCUUCAACCAAACAAAACCUGACGUUGUGAUCUUACUCUUUUUGUUAGUUUUUUCCUUUUUUAAGAGAAUGUUUUUAACCCUUAGACCUUUUAGUUUCCUGGAUACAAAAGGAAUAGGUCUUAUUUUUGUCCUUUUUAUUUUAAAAUUGAUUCCAAUGUGGACGUUUUAAUGUGUUAAUUGACAUUUUUUUUCAUUUCUCACAUUAUAACUGAGUUGUUCUCGUGUCCUGUGGAAAUCAUGUAAAGCAGCACACACAAAGAAUGUCCCUCUAGCUGCCCAAUCAGCAUAAUUAAGUCAAGACCAAUAAAACUACAUAGCGCUCACA
Notolabrus celidotus (New Zealand spotty) is the source of this 3765-nucleotide messenger RNA. It is a transcript of the gene tbc1d5, whose product is annotated as TBC1 domain family, member 5. Gene Ontology annotation, biological process: activation of GTPase activity. The record is from RefSeq and is a predicted model, not a curated record. The transcript has 23 exons. The coding region runs from base 225 to 2864 and encodes 879 amino acids. Lineage: Eukaryota; Metazoa; Chordata; Actinopteri; Labriformes; Labridae. Gene Ontology annotation, molecular function: GTPase activator activity.